CGCGACCUCGGCCGUUCAAGCCGUCGUUCCGUCAUCGUCUUCGCCAGCCAGCGCAAGACGUCACAGCUCCCCGAACACCGAGAGUAGAUCCGGUAGAUACCGCCGUAACGUCGUAGAUCUGGAAUCAUGGCCUCAACCACCGCUUCCCUCGUGGUCCGCCCCACCCACGCCGUGAGGACCCGCGCCAGGUCCCCAGCAUCGUCCGCAGCGCCCAAGUCCGCGGCCAUGUCCGGUCUGAGUGCUCCGGCGCCCGCGUUCCUCGGCGCUAAGCCCGCGCAGCUUUCUGCCGGCAUCACCGCGGGCCGAUCCGGUGCGGGCACCCGCAGCGUUGCCACAAUGGGCCUCUUCGGCCUUGGUCUCCCCGAGCUUGUGGUCAUUGGCGGCGUGGCGGCGGUGCUCUUCGGGCCCUCCAAGCUUCCGGAGCUCGGCAAGAGCCUCGGCAAGACGGUGAAGAGCUUCCAGGCGGCGGCGAACGAGUUCCAGGAUGAGCUCAAGUCGGAUAAGGAGGGCGAGGAGCAGCCCCCCAAGCAGAUCGAGGAGGGAGAGAAGAAGUCUGACUAAGAUUAGGGCGUGGUGUCGCGAAGUUUCAACCGACGAAAAGUGCUUCUGCUCUC
Messenger RNA from Micromonas commoda, 614 nucleotides. Its product is annotated as twin arginine targeting family. Gene Ontology annotation, biological process: protein transport by the Tat complex. The record is from RefSeq and is a predicted model, not a curated record. The transcript has 2 exons. NCBI's taxonomy places the organism in Eukaryota, Viridiplantae, Chlorophyta, Mamiellophyceae, Mamiellales, Mamiellaceae. Bases 127 to 561 code for a protein of 144 amino acids. Gene Ontology annotation, cellular component: membrane.